Molecule: messenger RNA, 828 nt
Organism: Ostreobium quekettii
Lineage: Eukaryota; Viridiplantae; Chlorophyta; Ulvophyceae; Bryopsidales; Ostreobiaceae
Source: the annotation of a GenBank genome assembly
AUGAAGGGGUUUGCUGACUUUGGGAAGUCCGCCAAAGAUGUGCUGUACGGUGGUAGCAAGGGCGGCACGUAUCAAUACGAUGGGAAGCUGAAGCUGUCCACCAAGGCUUCCGAUGGCAUGGCGUUUACUCUGAGUUCGACACUCAAGGGUGACAAGCUGUCGGGCGAAUUCAAGUCGUCGUAUGGUUACAACCGUUACAGUGUCGACAUGACAGUGACCGGCGCUAGCAAGGUCACAGUGAAAGGCAACAUUGCCGACUUCCUGACGCCUGGCCUCAAGUGCACUGGCAGCUUUGCACUGCCAGCAACCUCACCUUCAAAGGUUGGACUUCAGUUCACCCAGCCCCUUGUGAGCGCCAAAGUCGAUGUCGAUGUUACAGCAUCCCCCAAGGUCAGUGCAUCGAUGGCAUCUGGAUAUCAAAAGCUCUUGUGCGGUGCAGAAUGUGCAUACGAUUCUGCCAAGGGAGCAUUUUCUUCAUGGAGCAUUGGCACCACUUACGCUGGAGCAGGGUAUGAGGCAGCCAUGCUGUACAAUGACAAGGGAGUCCUGAAGUUGCUGCAUGCUCAGAACCUGGACGACAAGUCUGUUGUUGGGGUUGAGAUCGUUCGGCCACUCAAAGAUGAUGCUCCCCAGUCCUUUGCAUUUGGCCUCACAAGGCUCUUGAGCAACGGUGCACUUGUCAAAGCAAAGGCAGAGAGCUCUGGAGUAACAUCUGUGUUGUGGGAGCACCAGAUUGAAAAGGGAUUUAAAGUGGCCCUCUCUGGGCAGUUCGAUGCCAAGGAUUUUGACAAGGGCGCAAGGGUUGGCACUGCAAUCGAAAUCAACUGA